Molecule: messenger RNA, 7470 nt
Organism: Alosa sapidissima (American shad)
Lineage: Eukaryota; Metazoa; Chordata; Actinopteri; Clupeiformes; Clupeidae
Gene: zmiz1a
Product: zinc finger, MIZ-type containing 1a
Exons: 25
Coding region: 437-3682 (1081 amino acids)
Biological process (GO): regulation of transcription by RNA polymerase II; protein sumoylation
Molecular function (GO): SUMO ligase activity; zinc ion binding
Source: RefSeq, a predicted model, not a curated record
GUAAUAGAAUAGCCGAUGUAAUUUGACACUUCAACUUGCCGUGCUCUACGUUAGUUGAUUCAGGCACUCACACACACCACUGAUACGUUGUGCGCUUUCCAGUGGUUGUGAAGUGUGAAGAGACAACAAAACAAGAUUUGAAAAUACAGAGGAUUUUUGAUCCCGGCUUUGAGUUUUGGCCAUAUCUGAAAGUGUGGCGGGUGCUGGCUAAAGAGGAGUGGACGAAGGGACUGUCCCUGCGGCCUACAUGAAGGAAAGGGAGGGGGAGGGGGGGGCCGGUGACCACAGCUCAGACCUUCCCCACUCACAGGCUGCUUUUAUGAUUGAUGAGGAUACACAAGUGGAUUUGCCCAACACUAACGAACGAAUUCCACAGCGUCCACUGUGAGAGGGAAUUUGAUGGCUUCCAGGUAGAGAGCAAGAGGCUGCGAUCAAGAUGAACUCGAUGCCAUCGAUGGACAGGCACAUCCAGCAGACCAAUGACAGGCUGCAAUGCAUCAAACAGCACUUACAGAAUCCAGCAAACUUCCAGACGGCGGCGACAGAGCUGCUGGACUGGUGCGGAGACCCACGAGCCUUCCAACGGCCGUUCGAGCAAAGCCUGAUGGGGUGCCUCACGGUGGUGAGCCGUGUAGCUGCUCAGCAAGGCUUUGAUUUGGACCUGGGCUACCGGCUACUGGCCGUGUGUGCGGCUAACAGGGACAAGUUCACCCCCAAGUCAGCAGAAACCAACACCUGCAGGAGAUGUCAGAGUGACUCAGCGCUGUUGUCGUCCUGGUGCGAGGAGCUAGGACGCCUGCUGCUGUUGCGGCACCAGAAGAACAGGCAGAGUGAGCCUCAGGGCAAAGUGCCCAUGCAGCCGCCCAUCAACUCCAUGAAGCCGCCCCUGUCACACAGUGAUGGCUCCUUCCCUUAUGAUUCUGUUCCCUGGCAACAAAAUGCCAACCAAGCCCCUGGGUCUUUGUCUGUAGUGACGACAGUGUGGGGUGUGACCAAUACAUCUCAAAGUCAGGUCUUGGGCAACCCAAUGGCAAACGCUAACAACCCCAUGAACUCUGGAGGGAAUACCAUAGGCUCAGGCAUGGCAGCUAACAACCCAGGCGUGAACUCCCAGUUCCCUGGUCAGCAGCAGCAGUUCUCAGCCAAAGGGGGCAACAACCAGGCCUACAUGCAGCAGGGCAUGUACGGACGACCAGGACACCCGGGCAGUGGGGGCUUCAGUGGGAGUUACCCAGGCGGUCCUAAUGCCCCCGGUGGGAUAGGCAUGCCUCCGCCCACCCAGCCAGCUGCCGCUGCCGCUGCCGCCGCCGUCGCCGCCGCCGCUGCCACGGCAACCGCCACGGCAACAGCCACGGUGGCCCUGCAGGAGACGCAAAACAAGGACAUGAACCAGUACGGCCAGAUGUGUUCGUCCUUCCAGAUGGGUCCCACACAGGGCUACAACAACCAGUUCAUCAGCCAGCAGGGCCCCCGAGGACCCCCAUCACACACAGGGGGCAUGAACCCGGCGGGCAUCAACACGGGCAUCAACAAUGCCAACAUGAGCGGGCCCCCCAUGGGCAUGAACCAGCCCCGAGCGCCUGGCAUGGCUCCCUUUGGUGGCCACGGCCAGAGGAUGCCCCAGCAGGGCUACCCGGGCCCCCGGACGCCCAACAUGCCCAUGCAGGCCAUGAAGAGGCCCUACCCAGGAGAGCCAAACUAUGGAGGUCAGCAGUUUGGACAAAACGGCCAGUUUCCCAACCAGCAGGGCCAGUAUUCCAACCCCAAUGCCGCCAGGGCUCUGCCCUCUCCCAAUUACCCCGGCCAGAGAAUGCCCAGCCAGCAGGGCGCUGGCCAGUACCCCCCCGGCGGAGUGGCCAUGGGCCAGUACUACAAGCAAGAGCCUUUUAAUGGGCAGAACAACAACUUCUCUGGUGGUGGAUACUCCUACAACCAAGGCAAUGGGCCUCCACGACCAGUGGGCAACUACCCCCACUCUCCAGUCCCUGGGAACCCCACCCCUCCCAUGACCCCAGGUAGCACCAUUCCCCCCUACCUGUCCCCCAGUCAGGAUGUCAAGCCGCCAUUUCCUCCAGACAUGAAACCAAAUGUGACGCUCCUGCCCCCACACCCAAUCAACCCCAACGAGGAGCUGCGUCUGACGUUCCCCGUGCGGGACGGCGUGGUGCUGGAGCCCUUCCGCCUGGAGCACAACCUGGCCGUCAGCAACCACGUGUUCCACCUGAGACCCUCCGUCCACCAAACGCUCAUGUGGAGGUCUGACCUGGAGCUGCAGUUUAAGUGCUACCACCAUGAAGACCGGCAGAUGAACACCAACUGGCCGGCGUCGGUGCAGGUCAGCGUCAACGCCACGCCCCUGACCAUCGAGCGGGGCGACAACAAGACGUCGCACAAACCCCUCCACCUCAAACACGUGUGUCAGCCGGGCAGGAACACCAUCCAGAUCACCGUCACCGCCUGCUGCUGUUCGCACCUGUUUGUGCUGCAGCUGGUCCACCGGCCGUCUGUACGCUCCGUCCUGCAGGGGCUCCUCAAGAAGAGGCUGCUGCCCGCCGAGCACUGCAUCACCAAAAUCAAAAGAAACUUCAGCAGUGUAGCAGCCUCCUCUGGGAACACCACUCUGAAUGGGGAGGACGGGGUGGAACAAACAGCCAUCAAAGUGUCCCUCAAGUGUCCCAUCACCUUCAGACGGAUCCAGUUACCAGCGCGGGGACACGACUGUAAACACGUGCAGUGUUUUGACUUGGAGUCGUAUCUGCAGCUCAACUGCGAGCGAGGGACGUGGCGGUGUCCUGUCUGCAAUAAAAGCGCACUGCUGGAGGGGCUGGAGGUGGAUCAGUUCAUGUGGGGAAUUCUCAAUGCCAUCCAAAACUCGGAGUUUGAAGAGGUCACCAUCGACCCGACGUGUAGCUGGCGGCCGGUCCCCAUAAAGUCUGACCUCCACAUCAAGGAGGACCCCGACGGGCCGCUGGCCAAGCGCUUUAAGACAAUGAGUCCGAGUCAGAUGACCAUGCCCAACGUGAUGGAGAUGAUCGCCCAGCUGGGCCCUGGACCCUCGCCCUACAACUCGCUCCCCCAGCAGCACCCGGCCAACAGCGGGGAGUAUGCCGGCCAAGGCAGAGGCAACAGUUACCAGGGCCACGGAAACUUUGACUUCCCCCAUGGCAACCCGUCCGGCGGAGCGCCCAUGAAUGACUUCAUUCACGGCCCCCAGCUGUCGCAUCCACCUGAGGGGCCCAACAACCUCAUGGGCCCCGACAAGCCCCUCGCCCACGCCAUGCCUGACUCGAUGCCUCACCCAGGCAGCACUGAGCCGUCCCACGCUUCCAUGCAGCAGCAGAGCCUACAUGCGCCGCCUCACCCCGCCAGCCAAUCAGCACAGUCGCUGCACCACAGCGGCCCGCCCUCCUCCCAGCCGCCGGCCGUGCGCCAGGUCCCGCCCAAUCAGCAGCAGCCACAGCCGCUACCCUCCAGCCUUAACAGCCAAUCGCAUGGCAGCGAGCUGACCUUUCACCCUUCGGAAGGGCAGGCUGGGGGCCAGGGAGCAUCAGACAUGCCCGAGCCCUCGCUGGAUCUGCUCCCAGAGCUGGCCAACCCGGAGGAGUUGCUGUCAUACCUGGACCCACCUGACCUCCCGAGCAACAGCAACGACGACUUGCUCUCUCUCUUUGAAAACAACUGAACCCUUGUGGGGGAAAAAAAAAAACGUCAAAAAGGACGUCAGAGUGUGUGUGUUUGUGUCAAACAAACUGUACAGGACAAACAAACUGUAAAGUACCACAGUGUAAACACAGCCAUGCACACACACUCACGCUCAAACACACAUGUACAGGAAACACUUGCUCCUCUGCACCUCAUUGUGUAAAUAUCUCCUUCUUACUUUUUUCUGAGCGUCUUUUUGACACAUAUGACAGCCAUGUUGGUUGGCAGUAAGUGAUAUCUUUGAAAUACUAAUAUGGAAACUGUGCAGCUAUAUUUAGUUCAUAUAUAUAUAUAUGUCACACAGAACUGUGUGUGCUCAUUAGGAAAAAAAGUCUUGUAGCAUUUUUAUUCUUGUUUUCCUUUUGUGAAAAAAGAACGACAAACUGAAAGACAAACAAAACUUUUUUUUUUUUCCCUGUGUUUGCCCAAAUCUCUUUGGAAUGUUGUUCUUUCAAGCAUCACCGCCACAGCUUCCCAACCCAGAUGUACGGCUCCAGUUGGACGCCAGCACUGGUCAACUGGUCACUCAUCCAAGUUAUUUCGGGGGGGAAAAACAUAUAAGCACAACAACAAUACGCAAAGCCACAAGAGAAAGGACACUGAUUGGGGCACAUUUGAAAGGGAAUAAACUUGCAACACAAUCAGAACAACUGCCCUACACAGCCUAACCUCUCGGCGACACCCUGUGCUCUGUCAUGGAGGACCAAUCAGAUGCUCUCCAUUCCCAUCUGCCCCCCUGCCCCCUCCACAACAUUGUGUAGUCUUAGGCUAUGGUGAAGGUGUUUCUUCUCAAAGGUAAAUAUGUAAAUAUACCUAUAUAUUUUUUGUGAACAGAAUCAUACCUCCACCACUUUGAAUCAAUGACAUCAAUCCAAGUCAAGGCUGUUGUUUGUUUUGUUUCCACUUGUUUAAGUUUUGUUCUACCAGACGUCGGUCUGAGACAUUGGCUCAUUGCUAUGUCAGUGUCACUUUGCAGCAGUCAACAUGUCCAAUGCUUUAGCAAUGCAAUGUGUCAGUCAUGCUGGUUGGGAAAGUGUGGGUGGUCAGCAGACCUGAAAUAUAAUUACGGCCAAUCGAAUUUGGAACCCCAUAUCAUCUCUGGAGGGUCUGACCUGCUGUGGUCAGCUCCUCUGUCCAUCUGAGGUGAUGUUGAUCCUGUUUAAUGACAGUAUGGCAUACAGUAUGUUCCAGUUGUGUUCCCUUUCUUUCACUGGUAGACCUUUUAUUUAUAGUCUUUACCUUUUAUUCUUCACAUUGUUUUCACCUUUAACUUGUCAAUCAGACUUUGUCCUGUCAAGGUUUACGUUUGUAUUGCAUAAUGUAUUUUCAUUUUCAAUCUUGUAAUCAUUCUUCUUAGUUUGUCUUAUUUGAUAGUGCUACAGAAAUCGAGAGUUCUUUUGGAAAUGGUCAUGGUUAUACCAAAGUUAGCCCAUAGGUGAAUGAGCCAAUUCAGUCAUGAAGCACAGUGACUAAAGUGUUUCAUAUUUUCUUUUUAAUGUGACUAUUGUGGCACCCCAGUCAUUUUAUAAGUGGUCCUACGUAAGAUUGGGGGAUGAAUUUUAGGGAUAGUGAGGUGAGUGCAAUAGUUAUAUUUUGAAUCUAUUUAUUGCAGUAAGUGACUACUGCUGUCUUUAUCAUCAGAUAUAGUCACAUUCCUAUGAACUCCUACAACAGUACUCUUGAUAUUCAUGUGUGUGCGCACACACACACACACACACACACACACACACACAUCAGAAUGCAUGAAACAGUAGCCUACACUUUUUCCCAUUUUGUCCUCAGCUGAAGUUCAAUUUUGUUUUAUAGUGAUUGUUCGGCGUGAAUUUCACCCUGUGGUCAUUUGCAUGAUGGUCGUGAGCCAAACACACCCCCAGAAGCUUUUUUUUCCCUUGGUCGACCAUUUGGUCGAGUUAGGACUUACGGGCUUUUCCCAAAUCACGGAAAUAACUUGCAGUGGUAGCUAGCAGCAGAGAGUAGAUGCCAUCAGGCAAGUGUUAUUUAAAUAAACUCUUGGUGUACUUACAAACUUUCCAAUGCCUCGUUUUAUGAGUACAGAACCCAUUUGUACUACUGUAGAAGUUUAGUAACAUUCCGGGCAUUAUUAGUGGGGUAAUUUACGAGAUACACAACGUGUUCCAUUAGCACCAACGUUAAGCCAUUGGGCUGAUACAUAGACUGAUAGCGCUAACUCGACCAAUGUUCGACAAAGAGGAAAAAAGCUUCUGGGGGUGUGUUUGGCUCACAGCCACCAUGCAAAUGACCAUAGGGUGAAAUUCACUCCUAACCAUCACUUUAAGUCUGCCAUUCAAAGUUAUUUUCUGGUUGGAACGUGAUUCCUUUCAAAUAUCACUCCCUGAGGUCACACAUUUUUGCCUUUUUCAGAUUUGUAAUUCAAGUGUAGCUUGUCAAUCAAUCAGUCAAGAGUAUUUGUAGCCAUUUUCAGAAAUUGCUGUUGAUUUUUAUACAUUUUAUUGGUAUUCACAAAGGUCUGAUGUUUUGCUUAACAAAAUGCAUCAUAGUUCACAUUUUUAUCUACUUUUGCAACAUUAGUGACCCAUUUUUUUUUUUGUUUCCCUGUUUUCAGAUAUUCAUGUUUUUAUGAAUAUAAGAGGGCAACAUGAUUUGGUUUACAUUUAGAUUGCAUUGGAUUGAAAUAUGUAAGUCCUUUUGGCACCGUAGCACGAUUUCAGUGAUGAUCAUAAAGUGAUGCCUAUUCUUGUGUAUUCAUUUGAUGUGUUUUUUGUUUGUUUGUUUGUUUUGUAUCAACAAUGCACUGCCACAUGUUUGUGUUUCCCUCUAGUCACUUAUUGACAUGAUGUCUGCAGAGAAACACCUUGUUCACUUUGUGGUUUCAGUUGUUUGAAUUCUGUUGGCCUUCCACAUGCUGUAGUUGUAGUCAUUGAGAAGACAAGAAGAUUGGGCUGAAAGAGACAUGACCAGUGUUGUGACCAUUGUCGGUAGCAAAAUACAGUGGUGGGAUCCCACAAGAGACGUAAAAGUCCACUCGUCUUGGCCAAUAAAGGGGACAGUCAGACGUGGCAGAAGGGCCGAAGGGGCGGGGGGGGGGGGGGGGGGGGGGCGGGGGGUGAAAGGGAUGGGUGUACAUAUGUAAAUGAUGAAUAGAGACAUGUUAACAAGAAAUGUAUUCAUUUUCCCCAGGGGAAUAUGCAUUGUGUAUUUAGAAUUUGUAAAGCUUGCAUCCUCCUAUCAAGACUCGAAUUGUUUGGGUUAAAUAAAUUCUGUGUUUGUUUGCGUGUGUGGAAUCUCUUCAGCGUUUGUUUCACAUAUGUAUAAUACUAUGAUCCCGUCUCUCAAGGAAGGGGAAGCCGAGCGAGGGUGGGGGGUCAAACGAAAGACAUUUGUUUUACCGGUCUGUAAUAUUUAGCUUUCGUGUAUUGCUCCAUUACCUGUGUACUUUAUAAGGUGCUACAAAAAAUGUAAUGAAGAAAAUCCUGGGGGGAAAUCAGGAGGUUAGGGACGUGGGGCCUGAAUGGGUUCCAAAAGAUUGUAACCAAAUCCAUAGUUUGUACAAUUUUUACCUUGAUCAGAGUCAUUAUUAAGGCAGGGGAGGAUCUCAGUCGAUUGGCGCCAAAUGUGGCAAUUGUCUUUCCGUUUGUACAUUCUGUGUACAAUCAUUUCAUAUUCUAAAAAGGUCAGAACACAAAGAGAAAAAAAACACUAAUUGUGAUUUUUAGUCUUGCAGAACUGUAUGUAGUUAGAUGAUGUGACAUCCUAAUAUUUAUCUAAUAAAUAUGUAUUCAGAUGAAA